CUCGCAGUGGUCUUCUCGUGCUUUGUUUUCUUUUGGUCAACCUCGCGUACUAUAUUUAUCUGGUCAGUCCUGAUUUGAAGAUAAUCAUAGUUUUCGUUUCUCUGCCUUCUACUGCGAUUACGUAGAUCAUAGGUACGACGGAGCUGCAACGACAGAAGCUGAUUACUACGAGCAGCCAUGUUCUUUGAAAUGAAUUCCCGACACAGAAACAGAAUGGCCUUUCUUCAUAAGGUUUUGGUUUUCGCUCUGACUUCUGGUCUGAGUGAUUUCCUCACCUUUGAUGGAACGCAGGAUCAUGCACCGGCGCAGUUCUCCCGACAUGCAGGUGGAACAAGGCAGCCUUACAGAAGCCCGGCACCAGGUGGUACUCUCUAUGUUGCAGCAAUGAGUCCCCUUCAAGUCCCGGGUUGUAGUCUGCGCCCUCGCGGCGCCGGCACGAGCGCGUGUCUGCGCCGACGCGCGGGCAGCGUCGGGCCCGCGCCGAGACAGACCGUCGUGCAAAAUAUGAACGGGGAAGCUGCUGGUGCGCCAGCAGCGUCUGCGUCGUCAUCCCCCAGCACGACGGGACGAGUUGCUGAAGGUUCAGUAGACCGUCCGCCCGGUAGCAGUAACACUUCUUCGUCGAGUAUCGAAGAAAAAAACACCAUCACAAUCACAUUUAGGAGGUUUUGCAUCAGAAAUUUCUCUCGCAUGACAAAUUUUUCUUGUAUUGCAAAAACCCAAAGGGAAAUCGCCAAUAGCUCGUGACUGUCAUGCAUUUUUGCGCAUGACAAAAAUUUUUGUAUUGCAAAAAUAUGCAAAUGUGAUUGUGAUGGUGUUUUUUUCUUGAAUAUCGAGGACGUCCUCGUCGUGGUUCGGAUUACUACUUGGGACGACUGCGACGACCGAAGAAGAUGAUGCAGACCAUAGACAUAGUCAUCGUCAUACAGUUAAUACAGAUCCUGCAGCUCAUAACAUAGAAGGUGUUGAAGACUUGAGUACCCCUGCAGCAGCGGGUCCGAGUGCUGUUGACUCGUCCUCAGCAGGUUUUCUUUCAUCUGCUUCCGGCGCAUCUACCGCUUCUCACCGUUCCUGCAGCCCGUCUUUACUGGAACACGGACGAGAACAAACAGGCAGUUUUUCCCAUCAUGCGGGUGAUGAACAACGCGAACAAACUCCAAUCGCCCGCAAUCCGCUCGAUGUAUUCGGCGCUCGACAGGACCUUUGUUGCUUCUGCAUGUACCCACUGAUAAGUAGCGCAGCUGCUCCUCCGGACGAGGAGCAAGCGGGACAAGGCGGAGGACGAAGACCUUGUUCGCCGGCAAGAACGCAAGGGACCGCGGCAAACGAAUCUCAGCAGGAGGAGGUGGUAAGUGGAACACAAUCUUCAUGUGGUACUACAAGUUGUCCUUCUACUUGUUCGAGGACGACAGAGGAGCCCCAGCUGCAGGAGCCGGCAGAUAAAGUGGUCCAGAACAGCGUUUGUGGGCACUUUUUUCACAAAGCUUGCGUCGAUGUUUACCUGCAGAAGCAAACGAAACACUACCGCGUGCGGUACGCUACCUGCCCACACUGCCGCGAACCCUGGAUCAAAAAAGAAAAAGUGAAGUGGAUAGAGACUUUCAAAGACCGAGCCGAGUCCGUCUGCCUCCAUCUCGCGGACCAGUUCGGCCAUUGUUGCUCCGCUUGGAAACAACUGCUGAGACUGCAACCGCUUUCGGAUUGGCUCCCGGAGGAACGGCGCUACUUUCCAACGCGUAAUGAGUUUAUCGGCCUUACCAGCGGAAACUGCAUUUGCAUACACGCAAUUUUGCAAGCAGUGAACUUCCAGCCGGAGAAGGCAUGCUUUAAUUUCCUCACCACCCCGGGCUUACCGAGUGUGGAGGAACUUGUGGCGCAGGCAACUGGUGUGCUCUCCAGUCUUACGGAAUUACCGACACACCAGAUCCAAGCGUUAAAACACGCUGUGGUGAUGUGUUGCAUUUGCAACGGCUGCUUUGUUCUCCGCAGACCGCUGGUGGAAGGGGUGCGGAGAGGCUUCCACUGGCCCUGUCUGCCACCGAAACGCGCGGAACAGGAGCAGAUGUGGGAGGUAUGUUACGAUCCUGCAGAUGACCAGGAAAGAGAGAAGUUUAAAAAUAGCGGCCCUUGUAUUCACGACGACCUUAGGCGCCCGAAUGAUGUGAACCGUCAUCACGGACAUGGAGUCGCAGUGCGCCAGUCAGGAGCCGCAGGAGCAUGUUCACAGGCAGCAGUGCCAAGCCAGCUGAGGAUGUGCGAGUAAAUAAAGGCACCCUGAGGCUGCACACGAGAUGCAGGCUCUCCACAUUUUUUACUGAAGUUGUCCUGAUGCUGAUGAAGAUGUAGUGAAGCCGUGGUGCGCGUUGAUGAAGAUGUAGUGUGGUCCGCGUCCAUGCAUCGACUGCUGCUCCGCGUUUAUUUGAUCUUCAUUUAAUGGCCCUCAUCACAAAGAACCGAUGGAUCAGGAUCUUGAUUCGAUGUGGGCGGUUUGGAAAGACAAAGGGUAGAAAGCGCCUCGAACAGCGACGAUGGAUUGCUCGCGUUUGGUGUUGAGGAGGACCUCGACCUCGUUGUAUGUAACUAUAAAAGUUUCAGUUAGUCCGAACCCACUCACUCCAGCAUGUCGGAAGAGAAACGAGCACUGGUGACGCUUUUAACGGUUGUAGGGAACAACAAGUUCUUUCAACAGAACGACAA
This is a messenger RNA of Amoebophrya sp. A120, 2697 nucleotides long. The record is from the annotation of a GenBank genome assembly. Lineage: Eukaryota; Dinophyceae; Syndiniales; Amoebophryaceae.